This is a messenger RNA of Durotheca rogersii, 1439 nucleotides long. RefSeq lists its product as uncharacterized. The transcript has a single exon. The record is from RefSeq and is a predicted model, not a curated record. Gene Ontology annotation, molecular function: structural constituent of ribosome. NCBI's taxonomy places the organism in Eukaryota, Fungi, Ascomycota, Sordariomycetes, Xylariales, Xylariaceae. Gene Ontology annotation, cellular component: mitochondrial large ribosomal subunit. The coding region runs from base 182 to 1252 and encodes 356 amino acids. Gene Ontology annotation, biological process: translation.
AACCAAUUGGACGAAUGAACAUUCGGGACCAUCAUGAAUUUCGAAAGCCGAAAAAAAAGACAGAACGAGGUCCGAUUCCAAACGAUACAGCCCGGAGAGGUGACAGGCAACACGGGAUUCGAAGUGGCGGGAGGCGACAAUACCAAGAUCUCCUCGGGCACCUUGUGCCCUGCCGUUCGCGAUGCCUCCGCGACUCAAUUGCUGCUCUGCGCCGAGUAGCGCGAGCAGAGCUCUCCGGAGGGCCGCCAGCUCCCGCCGGCCCAUGCCCAGCCUCCUCCUCCAAAGCUCCAAGUUAGCGACGAGUACGACGACGACGACGACAACGACUAUUUCCAGGCACUACACGAGCACGUCGUCGGCCCCCGCAGCCUUCUCGUCCUUGGUCUUGCCCGACGACUACAUCCCGCCGACGCGGCCGCCCUCGGCGCGACGCCCCGAGCAGCGCAAGGCGCAGCUGCUCCGAUCGUACACGGCGAUGCUGCGCUCGACGCCGCUGAUCCUGUUCUUCCAGCACAACAAUAUGACCGCCGUGGAGCUGGCCGCCGUGCGCCGCGAGCUGCGCGCCGCCCUGGCCAAGGUGCCCGUGCCCGAGGCCGGGCCCGACGGCGACCCGCCACCGAUAGACAUCGCGCCGGCCAUCGAGCUGCAGGUGCUGCGGACGCGCAUCUUCACCGUCGCGCUCAAGAUCGACGAGUUCUUCGACCCGAAGGCCGCCGCCGCCGCCGCCGGGCCCGGCACCUACACGCACGACCUCUCGGAGGCGGCUUACGCGGCCAUCAAGCAGGCCGACAUCACCGAGUCCACGGCGUUCGCGCAGAUCAGCCCGCUGCUCAUCGGGCCCAUCGCGGCCGUGACCUUCCCGGCCGUGUCGCCGGCGCACCUCGCCACCGUGCUCUCGGUGCUCGCGCCGUCGCCGGCCUACCCGCCGCCGUCGCGCAAGAAGAGCCCGGGCUACUACGACCUGUCGGCGCAGACGGGCUUCCAGAAGCUGCUCCUGGUCGGCGGCCGCGUCGAGGGCCGCGUGUUCGACAACGAGGGCGUCAUGUGGGUCGGCAGCAUCAAGGGCGGCGUCGGCAGCCUGCGCGCCCAGCUCGUGUCCAUGCUGCAGAACGCCGGGCUCGGCCUCACGACGGUGCUCGAGGGCCAGAGCAAGGGCCUGUGGCUCGCCCUCGAGAGCAGGCGGACCCAGCUCGAGGAGGAGGCGAACGGAGGCGCCAAGAAGGAGGCGGCGGCGGAGAAGCCGAGCGCGUAGGGCGCUGGCGGCUCGCGCGGGACAUAGGUACCUAGGUAUGUCUAGGUGCCUAGCUACAAACUGUACAAAUCACGACUAUUGCCAUCAUCCCCUAGAGCGGUUCCUAGGUCCAUUAAAUAAAAAUAAGAAUAAAAAACAAAAAAGCCGUCAACCAUACUCCUGCGAUUGUCGCCACCAACCUACCAGA